Molecule: messenger RNA, 501 nt
Organism: Pichia kudriavzevii
Lineage: Eukaryota; Fungi; Ascomycota; Pichiomycetes; Pichiales; Pichiaceae
Exons: 1
Coding region: 1-501 (166 amino acids)
Source: RefSeq, a predicted model, not a curated record
AUGUCAUCCACAGAGGAUUCAAACUCUAAGAAAUCAGCUUCAGAAACUCUCAGAGAGCAAAGAGCAGCAUUGCAAAAUUUCUAUAAGCUGUCACAGCAAGGUCCCACAACACGUGUACCACCACCAUCAAAUUCAACUGAGGAGGUUGAAAAACCACCACUUUUUGAGUUACCUAGGGCAUCAUUUACGUUUUCUAGUGCUGAGAUUAAUCCCAUUGAAAUUGAAGACCUUGAUGAGUUUGUGAAAACGGAGCCAUAUCAGAAUAUCAUCAAAGCCGAAGUUGAAGCUUUGGAUAGUCUUAACUCAUCCAAAAGUGAAAUUAAAUCCAUUAUAUAUAACAACUACUAUGAACUGAUCAAAAUCAACAACGUUCUUGAAGAUUUGGUUAGGCCACAGGAAGGAGAAGUGCAGUUUGAAAAAAUGAAUGAAAACUUGGAUACAAUUAGGAAAAACAUCGAUAAAAUAAAAGCUGCGGACAUUGAUAUUUUCAAUGAUAUUUAG